AUGCCACAUAUUUAUGGGGGGUAUUAUGGUUUAUCUGUUGCAAUUUUUGGGAUCGGAGUAGGCAUAAAUGUCGUGUAUAAGAACUAUACGAAGUCUGUUACGCUGGCCACAAAGGAUGAACUCGAGCCAGAGUUGAUCGAGCUCAUCAAAAAAAAGACAUCAUUGAAUCCAAUGUGUACAUCUUACAGCAUGCCAGUAAAUGUUCACAAUGCAACUCCCAAGCUGAUAGCCGAAUCCAUGUUUUCGUCAUGGGUGAUAGCUCCAGAACAAUUCAUAUUAUGGUUGCUACUACGAAGUUAUAAGCCUUUACCAAUAACAGAAGGAAAGUCAGUUUUUGGAAUGUUCAAAGUGGAAGUUGAUAACCCUGAAAAAGUUGUACUUCAUUGGGAGCUGGGAGGACUGGCAGGUCUACAUGUAUUCUCAGUUAAAAACAAUGUUGCAGUCUUCGAUACCAUAUUUUGGUAUGCCAAGGACCCACCGUCUUUACUUUUGAACUUUCAUGAUGUUUAUUCUGAGACUCUUCUUGCUGCUGCUGUUAAACAGUUAGAAAAAAGUCCUUGA
Molecule: messenger RNA, 561 nt
Organism: Pichia membranifaciens NRRL Y-2026
Lineage: Eukaryota; Fungi; Ascomycota; Pichiomycetes; Pichiales; Pichiaceae
Exons: 1
Coding region: 1-561 (186 amino acids)
Source: RefSeq, a predicted model, not a curated record